Drosophila miranda is the source of this 714-nucleotide messenger RNA. RefSeq names its product serine/threonine-protein kinase pakA. The transcript has 3 exons. The coding region runs from base 1 to 714 and encodes 237 amino acids. Lineage: Eukaryota; Metazoa; Arthropoda; Insecta; Diptera; Drosophilidae. The record is from RefSeq and is a predicted model, not a curated record.
AUGCAUGCUGUUCAGGGCAUGGCGGGAACUGACGGCCGAAGUCCGGAACUGGCUCGUGAGAAUCUCUUCCAGCCAAAUAUGGACGAUGCCAAGCCGAACAACAACAACAAUAAUAACAACAACAUCAACAGCAACGCCAAAUCCCAAUACGGAGACUGCUCUUCCACGGGUCGCACCAUGUGCUCCAUUGAAAACCAGCCGAUGCGCCAGCAGCCGACCACUCCCGCAUCAGCCGCUGCGCAAUCCGCCACGGCGGUCGUCCGGAAGCGAAACCUGUCCAGCAGCAAUCUGGUGAACGACCUGGAGAUACUAGACCGCGAGCUCAGCGCAAUCAAUGCGCCCAUGCUGCUCAUCGACCCGGAGAUCACCCAGGGGGCGGAGCAACUGGAGAAGGCCUCCCUCUCUGCAUCCCGCAAGCGAAUGAGGAGCAACAGCAUCAGCGAGGACGAGAGCGACCGCGCUGGCGCCUCCAUGGACAGUCCAAACAGCAAGCGCAACAAGCUGUCCGUCGACCACCACCACCAUCACCAUCUCGAGCUGGACGAUUUCGACAUGAACCAGAACCAGAAGGACUUUGAAGUGAUAAUGGAUGCCCUGCGCCUGGGCACACCCACGUCUCCCAGCGGCGCCAAUGACUCGUGCGGCCAGGCAGCCAUGUUGAGCGAGUCAGCGAGUGUGUUUCACAAUCUUGUGGUCACCUCGCUGGAGACAUGA